AUGGCAUUAAGGAUCACGAAUGGAAACUCCAAACUAAAGAUGAGAGGAGAUGUACCACGGUUCUUGGUAAAAAGCAUAGGCUGGCAAGAUUCAAGUAUACUAAUACUAGAACAAGAAAAAUGGACAGAAGAUCUCUGUGCAGUUUCCUUUAUAUCGAGUCUGAGUGCAAAAAUAAGAGUUCCACCAAGCUGGUCACCAAAUUGUCCUAAGCUCUCAACCUUGCUUCUUCCUUAUUUUUCCAUAAAAAGAAUUCCUGAUUCAUUCUUUCGGCACAUGUGUGGACUUAAAGUUUUGAAUCUAGAACUAUGCAAAGGUAUAACAGAGUUGCCUAAUUCUGUUGCAGACUUGGUGAAUCUCACUGCUUUGAUUUUGAAGGGUUGUGAAGGCCUCCGAUCUGUGCCGCCACUGGGAAAGCUCAAGCAAUUGAGGGAAUUGGAUCUAUCGUGGACUAAGAUUCAGGAUCUCCCUCAAGGUCUAGAGUCAUUGGUUAAUCUCGAAAGGCUUAACUUGGGCAAUUGUCGGUCUUUCAGACGAAAGAUAAUACCAAAAGGGACAUUUUCUGAAUUGCACCGUCUUCAAUGGCUAGUAUUGUCACCCUAUGGUACUGUACAAUUUAAUGAUCCAGAAGUGUUGAACCAAUUAAAAAGUUUUAUAGGAUGUUUAUGUUUUACCGACUCCUAUAAAAUCUCUCGGUGGCCAGAAUACUAUUAUCUUUAUAUCAAUGAUAACUUUUCAUCUUUUUGUGACUACGUUCACUCGGCCGAUGAUAUUGGGCAUCACAAACGAUUAUACUUCCAUCAGUGUAAAUUGGGUAGAGGAUUGAACCAUCCUGUGUUGUUGCUGCCAAGUGAUAUAAAAAGUCUAGAACUCAUUGAUUGUGUUGGCCGGGGCAUUAGGUGCUUGUCUGAUGUUUUUAGGAAUUUUACAAGUUUAAACGACUUGUCUUCUUUGGAGAUCAGGGGUUUGGAUGGAAUAGAGUUCCUCUGGCAAUUUUCUGCUCCUGCUCCACGUGAUCAGCAGGCAGACUCCUCAUUUAGUCCACUAAGAAAACUGCAAAAUCUGAUCCUCCGGAAUUUGCUUGAUCUAGUGGGUCUCUUUUUCGGGGAAUCAGAAGCAUAUUUGCUUCAACCUGGCACCUUCUCUUCCCUUACGUGGUUGUCCAUUCACAAAUGUCACAAAAUGAAGCGACUAUUCACAGCGCAGCUGCUACAGAAUCUUGAAAAUCUAACACUAAUUCAUGUCAAUGAUUGUGAAGGAGUGGAGGAGAUAGUAGCAGAUGACAAUGGUGUAGAACAAGGAGGAGGAGAAGGCAUCCAAUUGACUUCAAGUGAUGCUACCGCCACGGUAAUCCUUCCAAAAUUAAGGUGUUUGAGUCUGAAUAGGCUGCCACAACUAAAGAACGUUUGCAAGGUAGCCAUGAUUUGCGAUUCAAUCAAGGAGAUUAAAAUAUUUGGUUGUCCAAAGGUAAAGAGGCUGCCUUUGUUUCUUCCUAACAUCAACGGGCUACCAUCUCUUCCCAACACUCUUCUUCAAAUCAUGGGAGAUAAAGAAUGGUGGGAAUCAUUAGAGUGGGACAAUUCUUGCACCAAAAACGCCCUUGACCCAUUUUUUACUACACAUUCGGUGCUUCGCAUCUUUAAUUCAAGACCACCUCUUUGA
This is a messenger RNA of Coffea arabica (coffee), 1659 nucleotides long. Lineage: Eukaryota; Viridiplantae; Streptophyta; Magnoliopsida; Gentianales; Rubiaceae. The record is from RefSeq and is a predicted model, not a curated record.